Arxiozyma heterogenica is the source of this 1386-nucleotide messenger RNA. RefSeq names its product Fth1p (gene FTH1). Gene Ontology annotation, biological process: iron ion transmembrane transport. Gene Ontology annotation, cellular component: plasma membrane; high-affinity iron permease complex; fungal-type vacuole membrane. The record is from RefSeq and is a predicted model, not a curated record. Bases 1 to 1386 code for a protein of 461 amino acids. NCBI's taxonomy places the organism in Eukaryota, Fungi, Ascomycota, Saccharomycetes, Saccharomycetales, Saccharomycetaceae. The transcript has a single exon. Gene Ontology annotation, molecular function: ferrous iron transmembrane transporter activity.
AUGUUUGAAGAUUAUUUUUCAUUCCAAAUUUUUUUUAUCUUUUUAAGAGAAUCCUUGGAAAUUAUUGUUAUUCUAUCUAUUCUAAUAACUAUUGUCCGUAAGGCACUAGGUAUCAAAGAUGAAGAAGAAAAUUUAAUUUUUACGGAAGUUUCUACUACCACUACGGCUGCAACUGCAGCAACAACAUCUGAUAUUGCAAUUGCAGGUACUCUUGACACUGGUAGAAAUAUAGCAGAUCCAUAUGGGACAUCCCUCUUAUCAGUUUCUUCCCUUGGACGUGGUCUUACUGUGGAAGAAGAAGAGGAAAUGUAUGAUUUUUCAGGUGAAUUUAGAGAAGAAGAAAGAACAGAGACAGAUAAUCAAGAAAGAUUGAAAAAAUAUAACAGAUUAAAAUUUCAAAUAUGGAGUGGUGGUAUCUUAGGUUUAAUAUUGUGUCUUGUAAUUGGUAGUACGUUUAUUGUGGUAUUUUAUCAUAUCGGUUCAGAUUUGUGGUCACUAAGUGAACAUUACUACGAAGGGGCACUAAGCAUUGUUGCAUCCAUUAUUAUGUCUGUGAUGGGUUUAUUCUUUCUAAGAAUGGGUAAAUUAAGGGAAAAAUUUAGAGUUAAAUUAGUCAGCAUAAUCUAUUCAGAACAAGGCCAUAUUUUGAAGGGAAAUGGUAAUGAUAAUGAUAAUAAGGCAUUGACUUUUAGCAGUAGAUAUGCAUUUUUUGUCUUACCGUUUGUGACUAGUUUGAGAGAAGGGUUAGAAGCUGUUGUCUUUGUUGGUGGUGUUGGGAUCGAUCAACCAUUGACUUCCAUUCCAUUAUCUAUGUUAGCUGCAGUAUCCAUCAGUUUAAUCUUCGGUUAUUUUUUCUUUAAAUACUCAAGUUCGUUAUCUUUAAAGAUAUGUCUUUCAAUCACUACAUGUUUUAUGUAUCUAAUUGCAGCUGGUUUAUUUUCUAAAGGAGUUUGGCAAUUUGAACUGCAAGACUACGUCAAUAAAUGUAAUGGACAAGAUAUGUCAGAAGUUGGUAAUGGUCCUGGAUCCUAUGACAUCUCUAGGUCUGUAUGGCAUGUUAAUUGUUGCAACGGUGAAAGAGAUGGAUUCUGGAUGCUUUUGACAGCUAUUUUUGGUUGGACUAAUAGUGCUACUUAUGGCUCUAUCAUCAGUUACAUCAUUUAUUGGUUAAUUCUAAUUCUUGCCAUUAAUAUUUUAAUAAUUGAGGAAAAAUGUGGUUAUAUUUCAUUUUUACCUAUUUCAUGGCAAAAGAAAAGAAUUGUUAAAAGAAUAAAAAUUGCAGACACUUCAAUAAAGAUGAAGCAAAGAAAUGAAGAGAAUAGGUUGUAUCUGAGUGUAAGAAAUGCAAGAUCUAAGGAUAGUACAACACCUUUAAUUACUCAUUAA